Molecule: messenger RNA, 4215 nt
Organism: Haliotis rubra (blacklip abalone)
Lineage: Eukaryota; Metazoa; Mollusca; Gastropoda; Lepetellida; Haliotidae
Product: vacuolar protein sorting-associated protein 8 homolog
Biological process (GO): protein targeting to vacuole; endosomal vesicle fusion
Cellular component (GO): HOPS complex; late endosome; early endosome
Molecular function (GO): protein binding
Source: RefSeq, a predicted model, not a curated record
AGAAAAUGUUAAAAAAUGGCAGACGAUGCUAGAUCCGCGACUGAUGCCAGCUCAAAUCUUAUCAACUUUGACAUUGACGAACUGGAUGAUGCUGAAUUGGAUCUCCCAGCUGUAGAAAGCACACCAACAUUGGAAAGCAUUCUUAAUGAGCCAGAUGACUCAUCCUCCGUCUUGGAUGAAGAAGAGAUCCCUCCCAGUGCUGUCCAGCUAUUUAAGGCUGAUUCAGGGGAAACUUCCUCUAUCAGUUCACAAGAUAGUUAUCUCAAUGACCGACCUCGUCAGCGCCGAGACAGAGGUAAAAAGACCUCCAAGCCAAUUCACGGCUCUGUACUCAAGCCGAGCAAGCUGAAGAACAUAUCGGCACAAAUCCUGUCUGCUGCAGAUCGUGUUGAUGCAGGGAUGCCAACAGCUAUAACUGUCUCUGCUCUGAUUGCUAUUGGCACAUCCCAUGGUCUAGUCCUGGUGUUUGAUCCCAAACAGGUCCUCAAGUGGUGCUUAGGGAGCACAGCUGUAGGGGCUCAGUAUGGUGCUGUGUCUUCCCUCAGUUUCAACAAGGACUGUACAAGACUGCUGUCUGGCUUUGCAAAGGGACAGAUUACCAUGUGGGACCUGACAACUGGCAAACUGCUGCGAACGAUCACGGACGCUCAUCCACAAGGCACAGCUGUACUUCACGUAGAGUUCACAGACAGCUUUGUAUUGGCAGUAUGUAGUGACAGUGGAGGCUCUGUGUUUGAGCUGGAGUUUAAACGCUUGAUUGGAGUGAGAACUUGUGAGUCCCAGUGCCUGUUUUCUGGAAGCCGUGGUGAGGUGUGCGUGAUUGAACCCCUCCACAUGAACCUAACCAUCAAAGACCAUCCAAUGCAGGAUGUCAUGGUGUUGGCAAUGGCAUCUCUCUCAAAGGUUUUACUGGUGACGUUACGGCCUACACUUAAAGUUAUGUUUACUCAUCCUUUAAAGGGCGACCCAAGUACACUACCACUGUUGGCGUGGCAGUUUGUGAUCAUCCAGGUAUCAGAGCGAGACCGGGUCAUUGACCCAGUGCUAGUGUUUGCUCGUGACCAGACAAUCUACUUCUAUCAGGUAAUCUGUCAUGGACCCCAAGACAUUCGCUGUUCAGGUCUACAAAAGAUGGAGGUCUCAUACCAGCUUCUCAGUGUCAAAUGGAUGAACCCACGGACUAUUGUUACUCUGGACAAGUCCGAGAAGCUUCAUGUCAUUGAUGUGAGAUCUGAAGAGGAGCUGGAGGUGAUUGACAUUUCUGAGGUUCAGCUAGUAUAUGGCACAAGUUACUUCAAGUCUUUGGCCACAGGAGGGAAUGUCAGCCUGGCCCUAGCUUAUGCAGGAGAGCAAGCCUGCUACCAGUCAAUCACCAGCCAUGGGGGACAACUCUUCCUGCAGGGGACUCGCAAUGUGCAUGUCUUCACCCUCAGGACUUGGAAGGAGAGGCUUGAGGUUCUGGUGAAACAGAACAAAUACCAGGAGGCUCUGGCACUGGCUCUGUCCUUCUACGAGGGGAAGGCAAAGGCAGUUGUUGGACUGACUGGAUCUCAGAAGCAGAGGAAAGAGUUAGUAGCCCAUCUGAUGCUGGACCUGCUGUUCAACUACGUGGAUCUGUCCAUGACCCGCCUGUGCCCUGAGAAGGGCAAGAUAGAGGAGCUGGAAGAGUAUUACCAGGAAAUAGUUCCAGUAUGUGUGGAUUACUCCCUGCAUCUCCAGAGAACAGAUAUUUUGUUUGGCCGUAUUUAUGACCGUUUUGGUGAAGAUGUGAUAGCACAAGGCACAUUCCUAGAAUGUCUGGAGCCAUAUAUACUUGGUGAUAAGCUCACAUCCAUUCCGCCAUCGGUCAUGAAGGAUUUUGUCGGCCAUUAUGAAACUCGGGAGAUGUUGGAUAAUGUAGAGGCCUGUAUUGUUCAUCUGGACAUCACAAGUCUCGACAUUCAUCAGGUGGUUCACCUGUGCUGGGACCAUGGCCUGUAUGAUGCCAUCAUCUAUGUGUACAACAAGGGCAUGUAUGACUACACAACACCCCUGGAGGAGUUGUUGCUGUUACUGACGUCAGCUGUGAAAACCGGCAAACAGCUCACAGAUAGCCAGAUUAAACUUGGGAAUAAACUGCUGGUCUACAUCAGCUGCUGUCUGGCUGGGAGAGCCUACCCCUUUGGAGACAUUCCAGAAGAGCAUGUGGAGGAGGUCAAGGAAAAGGUGUUCAUGACAAUCACAUGUCUGCAUACAUCGAAGCCUACAGAAGAUGAGCCGGCCUACCCCAACCUCCGCUCACUGCUGCAGUUUGACACCAGAGAGUUCCUCAAUGUCUUGGCACUGGCUUUCGAGGAAAGUGAAUUCAAUUCCGAGAAAGGGAUUGCCAAGCGACAGAGGGUCGUGGACAUUCUGCUGCAAAUCAUGGUGGAGAGUGUGGGUUUUACGCCAACACAAGUUGGAAUCCUCUUCACAUUCCUGGCUCGGCAGAUGGCUAGACAUGAGAACACCAUCAUUGUCAACAGAGUGCUGUUUGAACAGGUGUUGGAGUUCCUCUCAAAUCCUGAGGAUGAAUCUCGCCACGAGGAGAGACAACAAGCACUCAUGGAACUGAUCCAUGCUGGGGGACUGCAGCAGUUUGAUGAAGGGAGACUACUCCGUCUUGCAGAAAACGCUAAGUUUUACCGUGUGAGUGAAUACCUAUAUGAGAAGCGGCGUGAAUAUGACAAGAUCCUUGGCUGUUAUCUACGGGAUCCCUCCAGACGGUACCAUUCCUUCAGUUACAUCGAGAGCAUCAUUCAGAGUGACAGAUACACUGCUGUAGAAAAGGGCUCAGUCAGGACAGAAGCUCUCAAAAAUCUACAGGAGCUGGUGUCUAUAGACUGCAAGCAGGCUGCUCAGACUGUUAUUACAUGCCUGGCUGAUAACCUCAGCGAUGUCGUCAGGAAACUGCAGAAUAAACCAACUGUCCUGUUUGAGUUUCUACAAGGAGUCAUAUCCUACAGGGACUCUCAGAGCAGUGCUGUCCACACAGAUCGCCAGAUCACCAUCGAGCCCAAUAUCAUCGAGCUGUAUAUCAACCUUAUGUGUGAGCACCGUCCCCACGAUGUGUGCAGCUUCAUCAAGAUGAAUGAAGGCUAUAGACUUGAAGAGACACUUGAGAUAUGCAGGAAACACAAGGCGUCUGAAGCCACAGCGUACCUUCUGGAGAAGGCAGGAGACAUUCAAGGAGCGUUUGGCAUCGUCUUGGAGAACAUGCAGAGCAAGAUAAAAUGUCUUAUGGAGGUGCUUGAAUCAAGGGAGAAAUCUCAGAGAGAUCCAGUUGUUCUGUUCCAAGAGGUGGAGGCCAUCCUGUUGGUCAUCAUUCAGCUCUGUCAGCGGAACUCUGGCAAGAUGGAUGAAGCUGGACGUGAGGCUCUGUGGUUCCCCCUGCUGGAGAACAUCAUGUCCCCCCAGAAGAGGAUGAAAGAUACAGCAAAUAAACAGAUCAUAGAAGAUUUCAAGCAGAUGACCCACCAUGUAUUAAACAGCAUGAUGGGAUACAUCUCCCCACCAGCCAUACUGAAGAAAAUCAUGCAGGACCCAACCUACAACACUGGUAAGUUCGGGGAGGUGAAGGAGCUCAUCAUCGGGAUGCUGGAGAACUACAACUAUGAACAGACCUUGAUGAAAGCGUGCAAGAACCUACUUUAUCAUGAUCUACAUGUUCAUCUGCGGAGUCUGACCGGUGCUGCAAGUCGAGGCUUUGUUCCACGUGGUGACAGCUGCCACCUGUGUAACCGCAACUUUGUCAACCCCUCAGACACAGACCCAGUGUCAGUUUUCAGGUGUGGGCACAGUUACCACAUUGCUUGUCUGAGGGUGCUGGGGUCUAUCCAUGUGAUAGAUGGAGAGGAGACAUGGGUGUGCUACUUGUGCAGUAAUGCCAAGAGAACAGGUCGACUACACAGCUCUCGCUUCCACCGAUCUCUCUCCAACCCGAGUCAAGCUGCUCUACACAAGCAGGAGAAGUCCAAGUCAAAGGAGUCGGCACUUGAUCCUCAACAUGCUCAAGCCUUUGAAAGUGUCCGGCGAGCAAUGAAGACUCCAUCAAGGCUUGCAAUCCUUACAGAGCUUGCAAGUGGAGAACCGUCAGGGCGAAGGAAGGGCUACAACAGAACUGCUUCCAGCAUAUUCCAGAAUGAAACUUUCAAGCUCAAGCUGGCUCCACCCAUAGCUAUGGAGCUAGCAUAACAA